This is a messenger RNA of Sebastes umbrosus (honeycomb rockfish), 8245 nucleotides long. It is a transcript of the gene kcnh1b, whose product is annotated as potassium voltage-gated channel, subfamily H (eag-related), member 1b. Gene Ontology annotation, molecular function: delayed rectifier potassium channel activity. Lineage: Eukaryota; Metazoa; Chordata; Actinopteri; Perciformes; Sebastidae. Gene Ontology annotation, biological process: potassium ion transmembrane transport; regulation of membrane potential. The transcript has 11 exons. Bases 311 to 3184 code for a protein of 957 amino acids. Gene Ontology annotation, cellular component: membrane. The record is from RefSeq and is a predicted model, not a curated record.
UCUCUCUCUCUCUCUCUCUCUUUCUACCUGUCUCUCUCUCUCUCUUCCUCCCUCUCUCUCUCUCUCUCUCUCUCUCUUCAGCUCUCUCUCUCUCUCCCUGUCUAUCCUAAGCUCUCUUGACCACAGCCAGCCUCGCUGUGGCUCAUCAUCUCAGAGCUCGUGCUGCAACCAUCUGCCAAUAACGAGCCUGCUGAGAGAGAGAGAGAGCGCGCGAGAGAGCGAGCGAGGCUCCUACUCUACAGCGCGCGGAGCUCGUGCAGCAUCAGAUAUGUGAGCGGCGGGAAGCAGCUCUGCCUCGCGCUGCAGGAGGAUGGCGGGAGGACGGCGGGGACUCGUGGCCCCUCAGAACACGUUCCUGGAGAACAUCGUCCGCCGGUCCAACGAUACCAACUUUGUGCUGGGGAACGCUCAGAUCGUGGACUGGCCGAUCGUCUACAGCAACGACGGCUUCUGCAAACUGUCUGGUUACCAUCGAGCCGAGGUGAUGCAGAAGAGCAGCACCUGCAGCUUCAUGUACGGAGAGCUGACGGACAAAGACAUGAGUGAGAAGGUUCGGCAGACCUUUGAGAACUACGAGAUGAACUCUUUUGAGAUUCUGAUGUACAAGAAAAACCGGAUGCCGGUUUGGUUUUUCGUGAAGAUAGCUCCAAUAAGGAACGAGCAAGACAAAGUGGUCCUGUUUCUCUGCACCUUCAGUGACAUCACCGCCUUCAAGCAGCCAAUCGAGGAUGAAACUUCAAAAGGUUGGGGUAAAUUUGCCCGUUUGACUCGUGCAUUGACCAGCAGUCGAGGAGUUCUUCAGCAGCUCACUCCAGCUGUCCAAAAAGGAGAGAACGUCCACAAACACUCACGGCUGGCAGAGGUUCUCCAGCUGGGUUCAGAUAUCUUGCCUCAGUACAAACAGGAAACCCCGAAGACGCCGCCGCACAUCAUCCUGCACUACUGCCUCUUCAAGACCACGUGGGACUGGGUCAUCCUUAUCCUCACCUUCUACACCGCCAUCAUGGUGCCGUACAAUGUCUCCUUCAAGACCAAGCAGAAUAACGUCACCUGGCUGGUGGUGGACAGCAUCGUGGACGUCAUCUUCCUCGUUGACAUCGUCCUCAACUUCCACACCACCUUCGUCGGCCCGGCCGGGGAGGUCAUCUCCGACCCCAAACUCAUCCGCAUGAACUACGUCAAGACCUGGUUUGUCAUCGACCUGCUGUCCUGCCUACCUUAUGAUGUCAUCAACGCCUUCGAGAACGUCGAUGAGGGCAUCAGCAGUCUCUUCAGCUCCCUCAAAGUGGUCCGUCUUCUGCGUCUGGGUCGGGUCGCCAGGAAGCUGGACCACUACAUUGAGUACGGUGCUGCCGUACUGGUUUUACUGGUGUGCGUGUUCGGCCUGGCGGCCCAUUGGCUGGCCUGUAUCUGGUUUAGCAUCGGAGACUAUGAGGUGAUCGACGAGGACACCAAUAGCGUGAGGAUGGACAGCUGGCUGUUCCUGCUGGGAGAGACGGUGGGGACGCCGUACAGGUUCAACGCCUCGGGCUCAGGCCGCUGGGAAGGGGGACCUAGUAAAGACUCGGUUUACAUCACCUCGCUGUACUUUACCAUGACCAGUCUGACCAGCAUCGGCUUCGGGAACAUCGCACCAAACACAGACGGAGAGAAGAUCUUCGCUGUGGCCAUGAUGAUGAUCGGAUCGCUGCUGUACGCCACCAUCUUUGGUAACGUCACCACCAUCUUCCAGCAGAUGUACGCCAACACCAACCGCUACCACGAGAUGCUCAACAGUGUGCGAGACUUCCUCAAACUCUACCAAGUCCCCAAAGGCCUCAGUGAGAGGGUGAUGGACUACAUCGUGUCCACCUGGUCCAUGUCCAGAGGGAUCGACACCGACAAGGUUCUGCAGAUUUGUCCGAAGGACAUGCGAGCGGAUAUCUGCGUCCACCUCAACAGGAAGGUGUUUAAGGAACACCCGGCAUUUCGGCUGGCCAGUGACGGCUGUCUGCGAGCCCUCGCCAUGGAAUUCCAGACUGUCCACAGCGCACCGGGCGACCUCAUCUUCCACGCCGGAGAGAGCGUGGACAGCCUCUGCUUCGUGGUGUCAGGGUCGUUGGAGGUCAUCCAGGACGAUGAGGUGGUGGCCAUUUUAGGUAAAGGUGACGUGUUUGGUGACGUGUUCUGGAAGGAGAUGACGAUGGCGCAGUCGUGCGCUAACGUGCGAGCGUUGACCUACUGCGACCUCCACAUCAUCAAACGGGACGCGCUGCAGAAAGUUCUGGAGUUUUACUCAAACUUCGCAAACCACUUCGCCAGAAACCUGGUGCUCACCUACAACCUGAGGAAGAGGAUCGUCUUCCGGAAGAUCAGUGACGUGAAACGUGAGGAGGAGGAGAUGUUGAGGAGGAAGAAUGAGGCUCCUCUGAACCUUCCUCCGGAUCAUCCGGUCCGACGGCUCUUCCAGCGUUUCCGGCAGCAGAGGGAGGCACGGAUCGCCAGCGAGCGGGCCAAUGAAAGCGCCGUUGAUGUGGAGAAAGGCGUCGUUCCCCUGGAGCCGCCCAAAGGUCCAGAGGUCCUGGCCUCCACCAGUAUAGUCCUGGUGACAGAGAGCCUAGCCACACCCACCACCUCCUCAACAUCCACCGCAACCUCUUCAUCAAAGACCUCCAGCCGAGUCAUGCUCCACGCUCCCGCCACCCAAAACGGAAACCUGAUCGGCUGCAAAUCCGCAGAGCCGCCCAAAGCUAAAGGCUGGGGACGAUUCAAGGAGUCGGUCGUGAAGGCCGAGUCGUGGAGCAGCGUCUCUAAGGCUGAAUCCAUGGACACGCUGCCCGAUAGAACUAAGUCUCAGGACGAGAUGCCCCUCAAGAAAACAGACUCCUGUGACAGUGGCAUCACAAAGAGCGACCUCCGUUUGGACAAUGUCAGCAACGCCAGAACGCCGCAGGAGCAAAGCCCAGUCCAGUCUGACGAGAAGAAGGUCUUCUGUCCGAUACCGGAGCAGAGCAUGCAAGCCUCUUUCCUCGAGCUGAAACAGGAAUUGAGAGGAGACAUCAGAUCUCUGAACGGUCGCAUGGCAACGCUGGAGACUCAGCUGGCUGAGAUGCUGCGACUUCUCAAAUCCAGGAAGUCGUCUGGUUCCUUCUUCGAGAUCUCGCGGCCUCCUUCCCCUGACUCCGAUAAGGACAGCAUCUCCUAAACUGGACAUGGAGUCGGUCCGCGGGAAUCAAACUCAACCUGUUCACGCUCCAGAUGUCAGACAAGAGCUUCUGACUGCAGUGUGAAGCUGUGCUGAUGGUGGUUGACGAUGAUAUCACACAAAAGCACUUUGUUACGUUCGUAGGAUCGCUUGGCGAGACGUUACCUACUGAAAUGACGUCAAACUGGAAUAAAGCAGAUUUUUACUUUGAUAAGAGACUAUAGAAAGAGUCAUGACAGUCAUGAUGGCACCUUUGGUCCUCAGGAGGGUUUAGACCUUCAUAUGAUUUUGGCAAUAAUAAGAGAUGGCUUUAACGUUGCUGUUUUAAACAGGACUUUGGCACUGUGAUGAAGAUAAUCGCGUUCUAUAUGUUCAUGUGGUGGUUUUGACCCAUCUCAUGAGAUCUGGUCCACAAAGUCUGGUUAGCUGUUCAGAACCUCCAGAUACUGAAGGGUCCGCUCUCAUUGGCUGUCUGCACACUUCAAUCAAAAGAAGGUUUACACAAUUCAAAAUGACAGCGGUGCAUUCGAGGAGAAUCAAUGAGAGACAUCUAUCUGUGAUUCAAGACGGCGUCCAUGAUGUCACUACUUCCACGUAUCGUAGGUUGGUUUUUCUGAUGGCGCUGUUUGAGAAUUGACCGCUGCAUGACAUGAUAUCAAAGCAACGCUCGGUGAUUGGUUGUUAAUUGCGUCGAUCAAAAGAUGGACAUUCAGUGGAAGCAGAAAGCUGCUGAACUCGGACAUUGUGGAUCAGACUUUCAGCUGAUGAACGGUUUGGCUCGGUGAUUCGGUUCGGUGGGGUUUGUUACAAAAAACGGCGGCAGAAUGUCCCCACCUUCAUGCAGACUAUAAACACUGUGUGUACAGAUUUCCCUGUUUGGGAUCGGCAGUGUUUUUAUAUCUAGAAUGAAUGUGAAAGAUUUGAUGCAGCACAUUCACAAUGAGGCCCUAAAUGUGUCUGAUGUUUAAUUCCUGCACAGAGCUGGGCGUUAGUCUUGAUAUUUAGUUUUUAUAAAUAAUAAAAAAUCAGUGUAUGCACGUUUCCAUAUUGAUUCAACUCUGAAUGGAGCCCACGAGGUUAACACAUCCAAAUUCAAACACAAAAGUAAUCUGAUUUCUUCAGCGUAAGCGUUCACACAUCUUAGACGGUAAUAAUUCUGAUAUCUGCGGCUGCUUAAAUGCAUCUGAAUUCAAGUGGAAUAACAACAUUGUAUAUAUACUCUUUAAUUCAGGUGCUUUUAAGAGAUGUUUCUUUUAAGAUUAUAAAUGGUAAAUGGAUUAAGAUUUUAAGAUUAUACGGUAUGUUGCUCGAGCAAAAUUACAACAAAUAUCAUACAGACCUGUCGGUAAAUAUGGUGCGUCUCAGGUGAAGAGAAGCACUCUCGAGGAACCGCUGUAAAGCUGAGCAGACACUGUGUUUUUAUUAAUCUUGUACAUUGUGUUAACUCACUCUGUUUUUAUCAGCCUUUCUUCACGGCCAAAUCCUUUUAUACUCACACUGUACAGACUAAUCGAUCGGCCGCGACUGAACAUAAACAGUCAGUGACGGAGCUAAAUUGGCCCUCGUCAGUCACGUGAGCCUCAACUUUUAUGUCAUAGAUGUCCUUGGAGACUCUCCUGAAACAGUGCCGCUGCAUGGGCUCUACUUAUUCUUUCCUUUGCUGAGAAAGGACUUAUAUGUAGCUUUUAUUUUGACAGGCAGCUUGAGAUAGCAGGGAGGUGUUUCUUAAGAAUGUGUCCAAAUUGCACAGAUGUUAUUUACACUUGCUGAGAUCUGACAGCGAUCAGAUGUUCAUACCAGAUGGAGAUAAAACCUUAUACACAGUCAUUUCUAGUUCUCCAUUGGUGACUAAAACCACUUCAUUGGUUUUUCCUUUUCGUCUUUGUGAAGAAAACAUCUUCACAUCAAAGGCCUCGAUCAGAUAGAGAUGCGACGCUAGUAACGCGUCGCCCACAAAACCAUUGUUUUCUUAUGCUACGGCGCGUCUGCUGUGCACUCUUUUCUUGCGCUGCGCGUCUCACUUUUCUAGAGUUUUUAAACACCGGGCGCAGAGUCAUACCACUCGUCAAUGUCACACUUGGUUCAGGCAACCAAUCAAAUGAAGCAAGAGGCGGGCUUUACCACUUAACUACUUCCUUCCUCUUGUUUUGAUGGGUUAUGGCUGGAAAGGAUCCGUCUUGUGUAAAUAUGACGUUACGUUCUCAUUGUAAUCUGAGCGACUCGGGGAAAACAACUCGGAAGAGAUCGGAUGCCUUUCGCAGGAGAGAGAAGACUGUUGUAUUAAUGUUGUAAACAGACGAAAUCAUGCAGGGUCACGAGAAACUCCUUCAGCUCACUUCAGCGGGGCCUCCGGCAGCAACCAACCCGUCACGGACAGACCCAGAUCCAGCUUCCUGGUAGUCGGGGCUUCGGCAGGAGGUGGAGAGCCCGGCGCCCGGCUCCUCCUCCUGGCCAGGAGAAGCUCGAUGCUCCAGCCAACACUGUUACCACGCUGCUGAAAGCCUAGGCCAUAUCAGCGGCCAGUCAGCGACGACUUGUAGCAGCCAAACUACCUGCAGUGCUAACAUGACGAGGUUGGCAUGUUUUCACCUCUCUACAGAUUUACAGAACAGCGACAGCAGCGAUUGUUGAUCCAUUUGUUGUUAUUUGUUUACUGUCAAAUGUACUGACAACCACACGUUUGUUGCCGCUCGCUGGCAGAUUGUGCUCGAGCAAACUGUAACGGAGCAGACGAGAUAGACGAAUGUCCUGUUUAGCUGUAGGUCACGACAGCCAAUAGACUCCCAGGAGAGCCGUGAUUGGCUCAGUUAAGGCCGUCUACACAUAUGCAAAUAUUUUUAAAAACAGAUGUUUCCCUCUACGUUCUGUCCUCUCGUCCACACGCAAACAGAGUUUUGGGUCACAAAAACGGAUAUUUUUGCAAACGCCUUCUAAGGUGCAGAUUUUUAAGAACUUUGUGUAAUGAGCAUGCACCAGAAACAACAACAACGAUGGUCGACUACCGGCUUUUUUACAUUUUGCAGCCCUAGUUUGGAGUCGUUUUUGCAUUCGAGUGAGGACGGAGAUAUUUUGUAGAAGGAAAGGUUGUGUGGACAGAUUAAUUUUUUUAAAAACAGAGGAGAAAAUAUCCGUUUUUAUAAAUAUCUGUCUACAUGUAGACUGGGCCUAAAUCCGUCUGUUUUGUCUGCAUGGCUCUCCAGAUCUUCCUUUAGCUUUAGUGUCUUCAUCUGUGCCUCCAUCAAACUUCCAGCGCAGGAAACCUUAACAAUUUUAUAUGCAACGUUUUCUCUUUGAAAUACAACUGAUUUCACUCGUCUCUCCCUCAUCUAGUCAGCUGGUCGGGUUACAUCCAACACGUCUCAUCAGUUAUCUCGAUGACGUGUAAUCUGAAGGUCCGGUCACAUCAGAAUUUAUAACGGUAACAUUUUGGACCAAAAUCAAUUAACUUUGGUCAAAAAUGGAGGAAGCUAUUAUUUCUGGCUGUGUCGCUUCAUUCACCUCUAUAUAUACAUUUUCUCCUCUUGAGUAUAAACUGCUCCACAAAAGAGAUUAUGAUGAGCUUCCAGGUUGACUGAGCGUCUCCAAACAUGUUUAAGAGUGAAUCUACAAUAAUGAACGUCAGUGCUGAUGACCUCCACAUUUACAUCGUUCCCUCCUGCUCCUCCUGCGCCUAUAUGGCCUUGGUGUAAAUUUUUCUGUAGUUGUCUCUGGGGACGUGAAAACCUGGAGUUUGGAUUUAUUACUCGUCACCGUCUUUGUCAGCUACUGGAGACUAAAAGUCCUGAUUAUGGUCAAAAAGAGUCGAGCUGAGACCUGAUGAGCAGCAGUGUGAUAGACUGAGACACCUGUCAAUCAAGGUAAAAACACCCCCACAAACAUACUUAAAUCUUAAUAUUUCUUUCAUGGCACAUUUAUUCUGACACCAGAAGAAGUGACGUUAUCUCCUGAGAGCUGAAUUUGCAUAAAAAAGACUUUGUAUUUGUUGACAGAAGUUGAGACUUUUACAAUUCACUACAGUGUUUUCUUGUAGGUGCAUCUAGUGGACGUUAGAGGAACUGCAGCCGCAAACUAACGAAGCUCUGCGCGGCGUAAAUUUCGUCAUCUUCCUACAGUGUGCCUGCGAGUGAAUGUAUGAUCUUGUGAACACGUCUGCCCAAACAAACACCCAAAUGUAGCAUAAAUAAUGACGUCCGCGUUCAUUUGGAGUUUAUCCGGGUCUCUAAGCUUCACCUUCAAGCUGACUGAGCAGGAAUCUGUUUACUCCCUGAACUAUUACUGACAUCAUUAAAAUGCAAAUUUUAGGCAAAUCAGAUUGAUCAUAUAGAAUAUAUCUUGUUUUUUAAUAUAAAAGGUUCUGCAGCUUUAAGUUGAGUAUCAUCUGCAAACAUGAUAAACUAAAAGAAAGUCUACAAAUCCGAUGCUUUAUUUAAAUGUAACCUGUCAUUGUGUCAUCACCUGAGAAGAAAGAAGAUGUACUUUUGUCUUGACUUUGAUAUCUUGUGUAUCCUGUGUAGGUGUGAUUAUAGUAUAGCGUCAUAAUAUGCAAUUAUUGCCAUGUAUGCUGUUUGUACUGAGAGGCUGGUUGUUGUUUGUGGUACUUUGUGUGUCUCACGUUGUCCCACGAGCACCGCCGGUAUCGGCACUGAUGCACUUUGGUCGUCUCUGCGUGACGCUGGUGUCCGAAAUUGUAUUUUAAAGAAAGACUGAAACCGAGCUCACUUUGCCUUGCUACUUAAAUAUCUCGGAGGACUUGGAAGUUUUGUUCUCUCUAAACUUUAAUUCCUUCUGCUGUUGGUCACAUUUAUGUAACGGCCGCAGUCUGUGCAUGAAAAGCGCCUCGAUGUUAAAAAAACCCGUCUUUAUCAAUGUCACGUAUGCACUGUUCUGGAAGCUCACAACUCGGAGGAAACGCUUGAGGGGAAACUUGUAGUAACCACAGAUGUAUAAUCUUAUUUCUGUUCUUCACUUAUUGUCAGGAAUGAAAACUGUAUCAUUCAGCACAAAGAGUAUUUCUAAGAAAAUCACAUCAAACGUCAACAAUAAAUUAUUUCAUACUUUGUA